CUGCCUGUUGAAAAGGAAGUGCGCAACUCCACAGCACGGCAGAGGCAGAGGGGGCUCUCCACGGGGCAGUAGAACCAUAAAACCGGGACUACCACUUUUAAUCGCCAGCUCAUUCAGUCAUUUCUUCCAAAAAAAAUGACGGCGACCAUUAUUUCUCCAUUCUUCGACUACAGAGAAGCGUCCAACAAGAACAGUAAGAUGUUCAGCUACAGCAACAACAACAGUCUUGGUGGACCCCAGCUGACGUCUGUCCCAUGCCCCAGUGCCAACCUCUCUCCCUGCACCCCCGCUGGGUCCCUGCUGGACAGGAAGGCAGUGGGGGCCCCCUCUGCAGGAGGCCUGUUCCAACGCCGUCACUCAGUCAGCCUCCCCAGUGCAAAGUUCAGCCAGAACCAGUUUGUCAACAACCUUAAAAGGGAUCCCUCGGUGUUGGUGGGUAGCGGCUGCAGCAACAACAAGGAGAACCAUUUCCGUGAGCGCUCCUACUCUGAGCUGGGGGACAGGCUGUGGUCUAGCACUCAGGUGUGCAUGGGCGGAAGUGGCCAAGUCAACUCGAGCCGCUAUAAGACGGAGCUGUGCCGGCCCUUUGAGGAGAACGGAACCUGUAAGUAUGGCGACAAGUGCCAGUUCGCCCACGGCAUGCACGAGCUGCGCAGCCUGAGCCGUCACCCAAAGUACAAGACGGAGCUGUGCCGCACCUUCCAUACCAUCGGCUUCUGCCCAUAUGGGCCCCGGUGCCACUUCAUCCACAAUGCAGAGGAGCGCCGCGGCCCCCCUCCCCUCUCCGCCUUCAAUAAGAUGGAGCGCCCUCGGCUGCAGCACAGCUUCAGCUUUGCAGGCUUCCCUAGCUCCAGCGGCCAGCAGGACAGCCCCACCUCCGUCACACCCCCACCCAUGUUCUCCAACGAAGACCUGACAGAGUGGCAGAGCAACCCAUUUGCUUACUCCAGCCAGGAGCUUGCCAGCCUGUUUGGCCCCAGCUCAGGGCCCCCACCCAUGUCUGAGCAUCAGGGUCUGACCCCACCUUCCCCAACUGCCCCCUGCCUUUUCCAACCUGCAUCAGAGAGCUCCCCCAGCCCCCCGGACUCUCUGUCUGACCAGGAGGGCUACCAGAGCAGCCUAGGCAGCCAGAGCGGGUCUGAGUCCCCGCUCCUGGAUGCCUCCCGUCGCCUUCCUAUUUUCAGCAGGCUCUCUGUCUCUGAUGAUUAAGGCGUCUGCAUCCCUGAGCUGAGAUGGGAGUAAAGGAAAGGGAGGGAGAGAGGAAGAUGGAGACCAUUCACCUCCCAAACUCCCCUCUCCUCCUCUCAGCCCUGUUUACAGAAGAAGCAGGCAGCUCUGUGGAUUGUUUUAUCCAGCGAGUCACAUCAGAAAUCCAGAUCAAGUCUCUUCCAAUAUUCUGAACAGUUGGUAAAGCAGAAUCUUAUUAGCUUAGCCCUGCACUGGUGCCAUGGUGGAAUGAAUGUGAAAAGUAGCUCAGAGAUCCCAUUAUAAAGUAGUUUAAUAUGGGCCGUAGGAGUGGCAGUGGGGUCAGUGUGUGUGUGUGUUCAGUACAGGGUGUCUCUGUGCUGUACAAUGUGUGUUGCAGUGUUGUGUAUCUUUACACAGCCAUUAUUAUUAUUAUUAUUAUAAUUGCCUGUGCCACAACCUUGAUAUCUCCAAGUGGCUUGUGACAACUCAGUGUUCAGCUCAGAUCAGCACCGCAAAAUCAACAAGAGGAAGUGGGAAAGAUUCUAAAAGUGCCUUGCCUAGCUUACACUAGUCACAAAUACUAGUCAUGUGAAGCCAACAGUAAUCAUGCCCAUUUUCCUUUUCCUUUGGCUUGUCACACUGACAGAUUGCUUUCCUUCAGUCAGCCUGGAGUGCUGGUGCUAUGUGCCUUGUAAUAUAGAGCUGGUGGUCAGUUAUCAUUCUUUGUUUGCUCACCAGAGACUCACUCUUUAAAAACAGCCAGUAUUGGGAUGAAUCUUUUAAUGGGAUUCAAAAUUAUUUCUGAAGUUGGAGGUUGAGUUAAAGGGUCAUUUCACACAAAUUACCAGAAAAUGGAUUCUCUCACUUAUCAUUAGUGGCAUACCUGUACAGACCAAAUCACCAUGUUUGUUUACAAUAACUUCUGGGUAGAAAACCCCUGUGUCAAGUACAUAAAAGCAAACAGCGCUGAGCAAACGGUAACUCGGGUUAGUUUUUAGCCACCUAAAGAGAGCCCGCCAAAAGAUGUCGUCAGUUUCAGUGCACGCUGUAUUUAGAAAAUUUUCACAGCUUUACCUUGCCAUCAGACUCCACAGACAAAAACAUGUCAUUUUACUUUGCAGAACACAAGAGUGUUCUAAUGCUGCCUUGACUGCUUAGUGUGUAGUAAAGAGUUGAAACAAUUUUAAGUAAAGUGCACACUUAAACUAAUACUCAUCUUUUUUUUCUUUUUUAGGUGGCUAAGACACCUUUUUCUGCAGCCCCCAUCUACAGCAGUACAUUGCUCAGCCUAGCAAAGCAAAAAAACCCCAAGUCAGAUAGUUCGGACCACCGUGUUUAACUAUGUAUGUUUAAACGUUACAGUUAUGGCCAAAAUUGACAAUAGAAAUAAACAAGUUUCCAGUUUUCACAUAUGUCAGCAAUUCAGAUUGAUAGUUGUCGUUGUUGUUAGUGUGAAGUCAUAGUGAUUUGGUCUCUGGCUGUGCAGGUAGUGUUGAUUAUUUGUUUGGAGAUUUCUAUCUCCAUCCUAGUACAUUGGGGAUGGGCGAAGUGUGCUCACAGUAUUAAAGAGUUCCAUUUACAUUAAUUUAAAGAGCAACAUCUUUCCCAGCGCGGUCUCCGUGUUAUUCUAUUGUCCACAAAAGUCACUGGAGACAGUUUUCACCCAAACUGUUCCUUUUGUACGAAGUCAUUCCAAUAACAGCUAUUCCCGCUGAGCUCUUUGGAGUAACAGAGUAAUGAUUUGAUCACACCCACGUGAAGUGGAUUUUCACCUCGCGUUGCUCACCCCAGUGUGGACGCUGGAAUGUUUUUUUUGGUGUAUUUUGCAACAAUAUUUACUAUUAAUCGCUGCGCUAACAGUUGUGCUAACUAACUGGGGAAGGCAGCUAAAUGCUAGCUAGUUUCGUAGUUAACUACAACCAAUAGCUGGAAUCAAGUGAUGUUAGCACGGUAAACAAGGAGGCUCAGGGCCCUGAACCAGCAUGAACCAAGAUGAUAACACUCUUAAUUGUUUUUCAUAUUGUCAUGGCAGCAAAUUACUGCUUUACUUCUUCUGUUUACUUUGCACAGUAUCAGACCGCCUUAAAUCACUACAAGUGUUAUUCUUAGAGGCAGCUCAACGAAAUAGCUUACACUAGUCACAAAUACAUAUUUUCAGAUCCCACCAUGUAAUAUUACGUCUUUGCUCACUAAUCUCUGAGCCCUGUCCCUUUUUGUUCUGUGUCUGUACAGUAUAAACGUUCAGUGGCAGAGCUCCUGUGCUUGCAGACGGCAACAAUACAUUUGUCCUCCAUUUCUGAUUCUCUGUAACGUCAGGUGAAUCUCAACUAGACUUCAGUGCUAAUAGGUUUUUACAACACAGCGUCCCACAGAUUUCUCACUCAAGUCAAAAAUUUCAGCUCGUGUGAAUAGUGCAAAUUUUCCAUCUUUGCAAUCACUUUGUAAUCUGGCUGUUGAAAUUACUUGCUUCAUGUUUCAGUGUGAACACACCUUAACAGAGACUCUACACCGUAGGGGUUUAACUGUUAAAAUAAUUUCUUUGCCAACAAUUUAAUAAGGAGAGAAGUAUUUGUUUUGUUUUUUAAGAUUUGGGUGAACUGACCCUUGAACAGACUGCCAGCAGACAGCAUUUACAGCAGGUGGCAGGCUCCUCGUAUUAACUGGUCACGUUUGUCUUAAGAAUUCAAACUCUGCUAAAAUGUUUUGAUCAUUUGAUCAUGUUGGUCAGCAGCUGUGCCUGUCCAGCCCCCCAUAUAUCAGUUCUCUCAGUCAGCUGUCUGAAAUCAAAUGCGUUCCUGUCAAUUCCACCAUGUUCAUUAUUAUCAUUAUCAUUAUUAUUAUUAUUAUUAUUAUUAUUAUUAUUAUUAUGUUAUUAUUAUUAUUAUUAUUAUUAUUGUCUAGUUUUUUCCCCCCAAAGCCUUGUCAGUAAGAGCUUUGGCAGUCAUUGCUUAUUUAUCAAAAUGUAUUUAUUGCUGAUCUUAAGCAUUUUUAUUUUGUAUUUAUCUGGUUAAUGAAACAAUAGAAUAUAUAUUUUUCUUUUAUGUGAAAUUAUGAUCUUCCGUAUUAAUCGCAAGAUUGUGAAGACCUGUUUGUGUUGUUAUUUUUUUUUCCACAGUUAAUAUAUUACACUGCAAUGACAUGUUUUGUAACAUUUGAUUUAUUUUGAAAUCUUAAUUUAAAACACAAAGGUUUAUUUAUUGUCCUCCCAUGUGUUGGACUGCAGGUCGAGCUUCUCUGUCGCAGUCUGAAGGCACAAAUGCACUGGAGGCAUCAGAGUUGAUGCCCCUGUGCAUGUUAGAGACAAAUUGUCGUUUCGGGGUGGGGGUGGGGUGGGGGUUAGGUUAUGCAGCUGCCAUAAUCAAGUUCAAAUGAUGUUAAAAGCUAAUACAGUAUUAGCAAACUAAUCAGGUAACUAAGCUAGUGGCAUAUAGUUGUUAAGGGUGUGGAUAAAGUGUGAAUACACUUAGGGUGCAGGUGGUGCUGGGUUAACAGGGUUCUGCAUGCGGCUCUUGGGUGUUGGCGGCUCCAGAGAUGAUAGCCGGUGUGUCUGUUUCUGAAGCCGUUUCUUUCUUUCUACACAUUGUUUCCGUUUUUGCCAGAGCAGCUCAUGCCUAAAGUGUGAAAUUCACAAUGAAUGUAUAUAAACCCCAUGUUUAAUUGACAAGUGAAAUUAGAUCCAUUUUAUAUUUGCAAAAUAUUUUUUAAAAUUUGUGAAUCUUUGUAUUUGUAGAAGGUGUUUUAUAUUUACAGAUUACACAUUAACACACAAACUGUUGAUCUGUUAACACAAAUAGUUGUGACACAAACUCUUUUUCCGAACCUUUCAACCAUGUUUGGAUUGCACUAAAAUGUUUGGAGAAAAUAUGUUUGUAUUUCUCAGAUACAUAAAACAAUACAUUUAGUGGUUUUAGACCUCCAUCUUGUGUCAUUCUAGAACCAUCUGCAAAAAUAAUAUUGCACAGCACAAUUAGGGCUGGGCAUUAUCGAGAAAAUCAAGUAUCACAAUAACUUUGACCAAAUACAUUGAUAAUGAUAUUACGAUGAUAUUAGGGUUAACUACUGGUGCUUUCACAAAAUAUUUACUCAGAUAUUUUUUUUGUUUUUUUAUAAAUAAUCAUCAGUAAUGUGGAUAUGAUGACUAAGUGGGUGAAGACAAAUAAUAGAACAGCUACAACAGUUGGGCAAGUUCUGAAAAUGACAUCACUUUACUGUAAUGCAGCCUUUAAAAACAGGAAAAGACAACACAACAUAUAUCCAAAAUCUACAAGCAUAUCGAGUCUCUUAUCACCAUGUUGAUAUAUUGCCCAGUCCUGAGCACAGUAUUCAAAUGUGACUAUUAAUACUUAAAUAUUGAAUUUGUUUGAAUGCUGAGUCUGUUGUGUGUUGGAACCCUGUUUACAGCUCCCACCUGCAUCUUGCUAAAUGUUAUAUUUCCAGACUGAAGUGCCGCACAGUAACCAGGGCUUCCACUGUGUUCAGGCCUCUCAUCCCUGCUGCAGUUCUGGGCAGCAUCUUUAUUCUCUCGAAUAUAAACUGGCUCUGGAACAGUCCCAUCAGUGUCCUUUAUUAGGAUGAUUUGAUUAUUAGUAUCACUGAAUCAGUUUAACCCUGUGACUAAAGCAUUUAAAGCUCUUAUUUUGACAAGGCGAUGGAAGCAUGCCUGUCCCAUGGUAUCACGCACAGACUUAUUAGCACUUUGAGUCAUCACGAUGGUGAUGAUGAUGUAAAGGUUAUUUUUUAACCACUUUGCCCAUGAAAGUGCCUAUAAAUACAUUCCAGGUGUCCCACAUGUUGUGCCUUCAUAUUUUUCUAUAAGAGAGCAGAUAAAAGCCUUAAAUGUAUUCCUGUAGGUUAGAGGUUAACAGGAUUGACACAUGAGAAGCAACUGUUGAAUGUAUUCUCCAGCAGCUGUUGCUGUUACUACAGUGGUUUUGUUCAUGGUUAUUUUGUAAUGACAGAUUGCAGUUAAAACCAAUAAAACAUGUAUUUAUAUUGAA
Molecule: messenger RNA, 6185 nt
Organism: Epinephelus fuscoguttatus (brown-marbled grouper)
Lineage: Eukaryota; Metazoa; Chordata; Actinopteri; Perciformes; Serranidae
Product: mRNA decay activator protein ZFP36L1-like
Exons: 2
Coding region: 136-1209 (357 amino acids)
Molecular function (GO): mRNA binding; metal ion binding
Source: RefSeq, a predicted model, not a curated record